AUGGCGGCCCUGUUCAAACAUAACGUCUUGUCAAGAUUACAUAGAGACACGACAUCGAUCAAUGUUCUAGUCUCUUUAAUGUCAUUGAAGGCUUUGCCGACUUAUCGCUGUUCGUUAUGUAAACCAGGAUACCACGCGUUAACUAACUGUACAGUAGAUAGAGACACAGUGUGUACGCCAUGUCCGGAGGGCAGUUUUAAACAUAAGUUUAAUUCAGAUAUUGAGUGCAAUCAAUGCUCACAAUGUGGAGUCGGUUUAUUUGUAUUAAACGAGUGCAGUAGAACUUCAGAUGUGUUUUGUGAAUCAUGUGCAUCAAAAACUCAUAUACAUCUCAAAACAUAUCUUGAAUUUUGUCUCGGCGUCCACGACGAGGUGGCAAAUAUGCAAGCAGACGAAACCUUUGUCAAUAAAGACGAACUGAAAAUUAAUAUAAACACAAACAAAGAAAGUCAAACUGACACCAGCAAACACAAAACUACAAGUAAUCAGCAUCCUAAAGGAGUUGAUAAAACCGGAAGUGCGCUAUUGGAGAAUUUAGUUGUCCUUCCAGAGGACGAAGCUGAAAAAGACAAUCUACUUCCGGUUUACACGACCAAAGAACCGAUUGAAACAGACGAGAGUUCUUUAUAUGAAUAUAAGGAAAUUUCCAUUACUGAUAAUUUCGAAGGCAGUGGAGAAGGUAGUGGUGCCGAUGUUUUUAUGCAAACGACGCCAUUAGUUGAAGAGCUGCCCUCUUCUGGCGAAGGGGAGAUAAUUCUAAAAGAUAAUGGUGAGAAUAAUGAUAGUAUUGAAACUGUAGUAGUAUUUGGUAUUAAUAGCUUUAGAACUUUCCCACCAGGAGAAGAAGAAGAAGAUGAAGAGGUUAUUGUUGUAUCACCAGGUGCUGAAAAAGAUUCAGAACAACUACAUACAGCAGCUGUUGACAAUAGAACAAGAGCAGCCAUUAUCAUUGCGGUAGCUGUAGGCUCUGUAGUUUUCUUUACUGUUGGAUUCUUUGUUAGCCGUCAUUACCGACGAAAACGAUCAUUGAGAAUAUCAGAGAAAACUCCAUCACAGAAUCAUGUACACGACAGUAAAGAUGGAAUAGAGUUCCAGGAUUUCAGUUCUAAGUCUAAAAUUUAUACCGCACCAGAAAUGUCGAAUAAAAAUGGAAGUUAUAAAAAGUUAGAUGGGGGCAAUAUAGAGGAUUUAUAUGCUACGACAUUGAAGAAAGAUUUACGAUCACGGAAUGGAUCUGAUCAAGAUAAACAUGUGAACGGUAUAGAUAAAAUAAAGUAUAUAGAUGAUACAGAAGAUGAAGGGAAUGGAGCAUCAGAUAGACUUCUAUCUACUGAUCAGGAUAACCAAGACCAUUCGACAUCAUUAUCUGAUGUAGUGUUAGAUAAACUAGAACAACGAUUAUCACCUAUAGAUGAGGAGAAAGCUCCUAUGUUACCAAAAUAA
Molecule: messenger RNA, 1443 nt
Organism: Lottia gigantea (owl limpet)
Lineage: Eukaryota; Metazoa; Mollusca; Gastropoda; Lottiidae
Exons: 6
Coding region: 1-1443 (480 amino acids)
Molecular function (GO): protein binding
Source: RefSeq, a predicted model, not a curated record